AUGAGUUCAUUGUUGCAAUCAUUUUCUUCAUCAUCAUCAUCAUCAUCAUCAUCAUCACCGAUAGUAAAAAGAUUACUUGCGUCAUCAUCAUCAACAACAACAACAACGACGACGAAUUUUAUUCAAAAAUUUAAUGAUCAUAAUAAUGAUAAAUGGUCGGAAAAGGCAGUAAAAUCAUUGGUAAAAAAAUUGAAAAAAACCGGCACAAUUGAUGAAUUGGAACGUGCCAUUUCUGAACAAAAUGUUAAUACAAAAUGUAUAACAAUACCAAGAUCGUUAGAUGGCCGUUUACAAGUAUCACAUCGUAAAGGUUUACCACAUGUUAUAUAUUGUCGUUUAUGGCGUUGGCCUGAUCUUAAAUCACAUCAAGAAUUACGAGCAAUUGAACAAUGUCAAUAUGCAUUUGCAUUGAAACGUGAUGAAGUAUGUAUCAAUCCUUAUCAUUAUCAACGUAUAAAGGCACCAGAAUUGCAACCAAUUUUUGUUCCACGUUUAUAUCCACCAUCAUCCUCAUCAUCAUCAUCGACAAUUUUUGAUCAUCAAUCUUCAUCAUCAUCAUUAUUAUUAUUAUCGAAUCAAACAAUUGAUUCGAAUGUAAUGUCAAUGAUUACAACGGUUGCACCGAAUAAUACAACAACAUUUGGUGGUACAACAAUAUUGAAUAAUAAUAAUAAUUUUCCAAAUCAAUUUUCAUCAUCAUCAUCAUCAUCACCAUUUUUUACACAACAAAUUCAAUCGGCAAAUUCACCACAAUCAAGUAUAUCAAGUGGUGGUAUUGGUUCACCCGGUGGUUCAUCAUCUGCUUCGAAUCAAUCAUCAUCAUUGUUAUUAUCACCACCAUCAUCGAUUAAUAAUAUAUCCUCAGAUUUUAUUACACAAGAAUCGAUUACGAAUACUACUACAACGACGACAACAUUGACAACAACUGUAACAACAACAACAACAACAACAACAGCAACUACGACGAAUACAACGACACAAACAAUUUUUGGAUCAUCAUCAUUAUUGAAAAGUGGCCUAGAAAUUAAUCAUAAUAACACCACCACCUUUAAUACUCCUAACAUUGGAAUGGUGGUUACUGAAGUAGCCUAUCAUCAUCAUUUAGCUUCCGCUAAUCAUCAUCAUCCCCAUCAUCCACAUCCUAAUCAUCCAACAUCACUACAUCCACAACAACAACAACAACAACAAAUACUAACACCACAACAACAUCAUCAUCAACAACAACAACAACAACAACAACAACAAUCAUUAUCGAUUGAACAAAAUCAUUUAUCAUCAUCAUCAUCACCAUUUUUUCAUCAUUCAAUCAAUAAUAAUAAUAAUCAUCAAUUAAUUCCAGCCACACCUGUUGGUGGUGUGGUUAGUGUUAUUGGUCAUUGUAAUAAUAAUAAUAGUACUAAUAACAGUGGAUUAGAAUUAAAUAGUGGCAUUUGUAGUGUUGUCAACGGUGUUGGUGGUGGUGGUGGGGGAGGGGCUGGAGGAAAUUUCGGUAGCAUAGAUGAAAUUGGUAGAACGAUUGCUACAACAAUUAGGAUUGAUGGUAUGACACCAACACCACCACAGCAACAACACAUUGGAACAUCAACAACAAGUGGCCCGACAACACCAUCAUCAUCAACAUCAUCAUCUUCACCGAAUAAUAUACAGAAUCAUUUACAACAUCAACAACGACAACAACAACCAGUGUCUUCAAUGAUAACCGAUGAUCCAUUAUCAACAACAACAACAACAACAUCGUCAUCAUCAUCAUCACCAUACCAACAGCAGCAACAUUCAUCACCAUCACCAUCAACAACAACAAAUACCGGUCAAACACAAACAACGGAUACAUCACAACAGCAGCCUCCACAACUUCCUCAACAACAGAAUCCUCAACGUUCACCAUCUGAAUAUCCUGCCAGUCAGCAAUCAACAACAAAUAUUCAUGAUACAUUCACAUUUACAUUCUCUUCUACUGCUUUUCCAGAAACACCACCGCCCGGUUACAUGAGCGAAGAUGGUGAUGGACAGAAUGAUGAACGUAUGGAAACAUCAUUGAUGUCAGCAACACCAAGUCCUGGUUGUUUAGAUGUACAACCAGUGACAUAUACGGAACCAGCAUAUUGGUGUUCCAUUUCAUAUUAUGAGCUCAAUACACGUGUUGGUGAAACAUUUCAUGCAUCACAGCCAUCAUUAACUGUGGAUGGUUUUACUGAUCCAUCAUCAUCGGAACGUUUUUGUCUUGGUCUUUUAUCCAAUAUAAAUCGUAUACCAACUGUUGAACAGACUAGACGCCAUAUUGGCCGUGGUGUACGUUUAUAUUAUAUUGGUGGUGAAGUGUUUGCCGAAUGUCUUAGUGAAAGUGCUAUAUUUGUUCAAAGUCCUAAUUGUAACCAAAGAUAUGGCUGGCAUCCAGCUACAGUCUGUAAAAUUCCUCCCGGUUGUAAUUUGAAAAUAUUCAAUAAUCAAGAAUUUGCCCAGCUAUUAGCACAGUCAGUAUCACAAGGUUUUGAAGCUGUUUAUCAAUUAACACGUAUGUGUACAAUACGUAUGAGUUUCGUAAAAGGAUGGGGUGCUGAAUAUCGCCGUCAAACGGUAACAAGUACACCAUGUUGGAUUGAAUUACAUUUAAAUGGACCAUUACAAUGGUUAGAUCGUGUAUUAACACAGAUGGGUUCACCACGUGUUCCAUGUAGUUCAAUGUCAUAAUAUGUUACUGAUUGAUUGAUUGAUUAAUCAUAAAAUGAUUUCAAUUUUAUUUUCUUCAGAUAAAUAAUAUAAUAAUAAUAAGAAUUGUGACCAAUUCAUCAACACAACACUCACAACACAUAUACACAUCUAUCUAAAAAAAAUGAAUGUUUUAUUCUUGCAAUGUGAAUACCUUGAAAUAAUGAUAAUGAUGAUGAUGAUGAUGAUAAUGAAAAUGACUUGAAAACACUUGAAAACACACACACACACACACACACUCACAACAGGCCCAAAAUUUAAAUUUUUCUUUUCUUCCUUUAAAAUGAUAUAAUCUAAUUUUGCUGUUGUUGUUGCUAAUAAUGAUGAUGAUUAUAAUGAUAAUCAAUUACAGUGAUCACAUGUCUCAUA
Molecule: messenger RNA, 3075 nt
Organism: Dermatophagoides farinae (American house dust mite)
Lineage: Eukaryota; Metazoa; Arthropoda; Arachnida; Sarcoptiformes; Pyroglyphidae
Source: RefSeq, a predicted model, not a curated record